Molecule: messenger RNA, 1347 nt
Organism: Melospiza melodia melodia
Lineage: Eukaryota; Metazoa; Chordata; Aves; Passeriformes; Passerellidae
Gene: WNT6
Product: Wnt family member 6
Exons: 4
Coding region: 66-1127 (353 amino acids)
Biological process (GO): cell fate commitment; neuron differentiation; canonical Wnt signaling pathway
Cellular component (GO): extracellular region
Molecular function (GO): frizzled binding; cytokine activity
Source: RefSeq, a predicted model, not a curated record
CGGGGGUGCCCGGCUCCCGGCCAGCGGCGUGGAGCGAGUUCGACGCUUUCCUCAGUCCUGGCAGGAUGCUGCCUUCCUCCCGGACCCAGCUGGGGCUCUUCUUCAUCCUCCUCUGCCCCGCUAACAUCAUCGGGCUCUGGUGGGCAGUGGGGAGCCCCCUGGUCAUGGACCCCAACAGCAUCUGCCGCAAGACGAAGCGGCUGGCGGGGAAGCAGGCAGAGCUGUGCCAGCUGGAGCCAGAGAUCGUGCAGGAGGUGGCCAAGGGCACCAAGCUGGGCGUCCGGGAGUGCCAGUACCAAUUCCGCUUCCGCCGCUGGAACUGCACCAGCCACAGCAAGUACUUCGGCAAGAUCCUGCAGCAGGAUAUCCGUGAGACAGCCUUCGUGUACGCCAUCACGGCGGCGGGAGUGAGCCACGCCAUCACGCAGGCCUGCAGCAUGGGCGAGCUGCUGCAGUGUGGCUGCGAGCUGACGCGGAGCCGGGCGCCCCCCUCGCCCACGGCGGGGCCGGGCACAGAGGGCACCGCCUGGGAGUGGGGUGGCUGCGGGGAUGAUGUGCAGUUUGGCUACGAGAAAUCCCAGCAGUUCAUGGAUGCCAAGAACAAGAAAGGCAAAAAUGACAUCCGAGCUCUUAUCGACCUGCACAACAACGAAGCCGGGCGCUUGGCGGUGCGCAGCUACAUGAGGACAGAGUGCAAAUGCCACGGGCUCUCGGGCUCCUGCACGCUGCGGACCUGCUGGAGGAAGAUGCCCCAUUUCCGCGAGGUGGGCGACCGCCUGCUCGAGCGCUUCAACGGGGCCUUCAAGGUGAUGGGAGGCAACGACGGCAAAACCCUCAUCCCUGUGGGCGACAACAUCAAGCCUCCCGAUAAACAGGACCUCAUCUACUCGGCCGACUCGCCUGAUUUCUGCUCGGCUAACCGUAAGACGGGCUCGCUGGGCACCAGGGGCCGCGUCUGCAACAGCACGGCCAUGGACACGAGCGGCUGCGACCUGCUGUGCUGCGGGAGAGGGCACCGGGACGAGACGGUGGUGCUGGAGGAGAACUGCCUCUGCCGCUUCCACUGGUGCUGCGUGGUGCAGUGCCGCAAGUGCUCUGUCCGCCAGGAGCUCAGCCUCUGCAUCUGACAGCCUGGGGUCAGGCGAGGACAAUUUGGGAGGCCACCUCCAGGCUCACAGGGCCCCCCCGGGACAGAGACAGGUGGAGCCGGGGGCAGGGUCAGCGUGGGUGAGCUCAGCUCUGCGCUCUGAGGAGUCCUGGCUUCCCCAGAGGGCAGCACGGGGCUGCCUGGCACCCCCAUGGUCCCCGUGGCACAGAGCUUCCAUAAUAAAGCUAUUUAAAGCCGUA